Messenger RNA from Danio rerio (zebrafish), 1946 nucleotides. It is a transcript of the gene cers2a, whose product is annotated as ceramide synthase 2a. The record is from RefSeq and is marked validated. NCBI's taxonomy places the organism in Eukaryota, Metazoa, Chordata, Actinopteri, Cypriniformes, Danionidae. Gene Ontology annotation, cellular component: endoplasmic reticulum membrane; membrane; nucleus. Gene Ontology annotation, molecular function: sphingosine N-acyltransferase activity; DNA binding. Gene Ontology annotation, biological process: ceramide biosynthetic process; sphingolipid metabolic process.
ACGUCUAGACAUUUUCAACUCGGACAUGUGAAGCGAAAAGUGUCGGGAAAAGUUUAUAAUCUGGGCUGUGUGGAUGAAAACUAAAAGCAUACGGUUAAAAGCAGCAGUGAACGAGGCGGAGGACAAACAAAAAAAAGUGGAAGAGUUUUAACGUCAUCUCUAACGCCAAACUUCCCUUGGCGUUUUUCAUCUGUCACGGGGAUUUAAGACAACGAUGCAGACGGAAAGGGUUAUGGAUUAUGAAGAACGCACAAAAUUGUACAGAUUGCCCUGAAUAACCGCGAGUUUACACGCACUUUCAUGCACCUUUGCUAAACCCAUCUCAUCUCAUCUCGCGCUCACACCCUUGUGCUUCGCACUACUCCUGAAAGAUGUUGUCCAGGCUGAGCGAGUGGUUCUGGAACGAGAGGCUGUGGUUUCCUGGAGACCUGGGCUGGGCUGACCUGGAGGAUCGGGACGGUGUCACCUAUGCCAAAACAGCAGACCUCUGGGUGACCCUGCCCAUUGCACUCACCUUCCUCAUCAUACGACAAGUUUUCGAGAGGACGGUGGCCAUUCGUCUGGCCACAGCUCUGGGUGUGAAGGAGAAAGUUCGAGUGCGAGCGGCGCACAACCCUAUGCUGGAGGCUUACUUCAGGAGCACAAGUAAAAGCCCCAAACAGGCUGAAGUGGAGAGUUUAGUGAAAAAGACGGGGCACACGGAGAGAGAGAUCCACAGAUGGUUCCGGCGACGAAGGAACCAAGAGCGACCAAACCAGCUGAAGAAGUUCAGAGAGGCCAGUUGGAGAUUUACCUUUUACCUUGUUGCUUUCAUUGCUGGCCUUGCUGCACUUAUUGAUAAACCUUGGUUCUACGAUACGAAGGAGAUGUGGGCAGGGUUUCCAGUGCUGCCGCUGUUGCCUUCUCAGUACUGGUACUACAUGAUUGAACUAGGGUUUUACAUGUCUCUCCUCUUCAGCGUCGCAUCAGACGUCAAGCGAAAAGACUUUAAAGAGCAGAUAGUGCACCAUGUUGCCACCAUCUUGCUGAUCAGUUUCUCGUGGUGUGUGAACUACAUCAGAGCAGGAACCCUCAUUAUGCUGGUGCACGACGCCUCCGACUACCUGCUGGAGUCUGCCAAGAUGUUCAACUACGCCGGCUGGAGGAAAACCUGCAACUACAUAUUCAUCAUCUUCGCUGCCAUCUUCAUCAUCACCAGACUCGUCAUCUUCCCUUUUUGGAUCCUGCAUUGCACCUGGGUGUAUCCGGUGACUGUUUAUCCUCCGUUUUUUGGGUAUUACUUCUUCAACGGGCUGCUGUUUGUGCUGCAGUGUCUGCACAUCUUCUGGGCCGUACUCAUCCUGCGUAUGGCUAUCAAAUUUUUGCCAGGCAAUAAUAUAGUGGAGGACGAAAGGAGCGACCGAGAAGAAACAGACUCUGAGGAUGAUGAUGAGGAAGACGAGAAGGACAGGAGAGUGAAAAAUGGACCAGUCCUGAACGGCCACUCGCCACUAAACAACAACCAUCACCGUAAGACUGAGUGAUGAGAGAAGAGGUACAACACUAGCCUUACAGACCAACAGACUCAUGCUGACGGAUCCAAAACACACAAACACGCACCAUUCUAAUGCUGUGGAACGGACAAACUUCCAGAAAGAGGAUUGGUGUAACCCUUUCCCCACAUUUAAAACACUAUUAACAGGCCCCAUGUUUAAAUAAUGUUGUUUUGUUGAUGGUUGCCUUGCUUUACUGGUAAUAUUUCCUCCAGUUUAUUCGAUCUCAGUUCCUUUAUGUUGUUUUGGGCAUCGCACACACACACACACACACACACUAGAAAUCAUAUUUCAUUCUUUCUGGUCAGAUUUCUCAGAAUCCCUCAGUAUUUGAGUUCUGACGUUGGCGGAGAUUGACUGGAAUUUUUUUUUGUGUCCACUUUACAAUAUAAGAGAUUCACUAAGUGACCUUCA